UACCGGUGUAGAACUAACUUAAUAGCGUCUAGGUGUACCGAUACACCUACCUUACGUUUAAGCUCCGUAUACUGGGUCCCCCUACCUUUUCGUAUCAACGUUAUUCUAGGAUCCCGGCGGUAUAAAACGACUAGAUAUCUCUUAUCUCUAGCACUUAAAUUUCUAGGGGCGCAUCCGGCGAUAUUAGUGAUAGUUUGGGGCCUUAACGUGCCGAACGCGUCUACUACCUCCUUCCGACUUAUACCACUUGCCCUGGCGGCUACAAUAGCGGCUCUAGCUUCUAGGCUAAAUUCGCAAUUCGCGCCGCGAUUACCGCUUAUUUCCAUAGCAAAAGCUCGAAAAUCCAUUACAAAUUAUAUUGUAAUAGCUAGUUGAAAUUAAUAGGCUGAUAUUGUUGUUAUUUCGAUUGCUAAAUUAGGGUGU
Messenger RNA from Pseudomassariella vexata, 423 nucleotides. RefSeq lists its product as uncharacterized. The annotation marks the transcript as partial. The record is from RefSeq and is a predicted model, not a curated record. Lineage: Eukaryota; Fungi; Ascomycota; Sordariomycetes; Amphisphaeriales; Pseudomassariaceae. The transcript is spliced from 3 exons.